Messenger RNA from Entrophospora sp. SA101, 555 nucleotides. The record is from the annotation of a GenBank genome assembly. Lineage: Eukaryota; Fungi; Glomeromycota; Glomeromycetes; Entrophosporales; Entrophosporaceae.
AUGACUGCUUUCACUGAAGAUGAAUGGAAGAAUAAAGUGAUACCGGAAUUGAUGAGGGUUAUAAAGAGAAAUGGUUGGGUUGAAUUGAUGGACGGGGAGGCAUUUGAAUCAACUUUAAUAUCAAAUAAUAUUAAUCCCAAAUUAAAAGAUUUACUAUCAAUACUGCUAGAGAAUCGUUUAAAUAAUUGUAAAUCAAUAAAAAAUUUAUCGUAUCAAGAGAGGAUAGUCCUAAUAGGUGAUCAUAAUAACGAUAACUGUAUUUUGGAGGAUGAUGAUACUGAUAGUUACAAAUAUGGAGAUGGCGAUGGAGAUGGAGAUGAAAAAAGUCAAAUAACUACUACAUCAUCAACGUCAACUUCGCCCAAUAAUAGUCUUUCAGAAUUACUAUUGCAAGAUAUUGUACAAUUUAUGAAUUCUUUAAAACCAUUAUUAAUUAGAGUUUUAAAUUUAAAUGAACAAAAUGAAUUUGAUAUAUUAGUAGAACAGUUUAUUAAGGACAUUUAUGAAAAUAAUUAUUUUUAUUGUAGUUAUCGUUAUUAUUUCCAAAAAAUUUAG